Uranotaenia lowii is the source of this 3300-nucleotide messenger RNA. RefSeq lists its product as uncharacterized. Bases 1609 to 2085 code for a protein of 158 amino acids. Lineage: Eukaryota; Metazoa; Arthropoda; Insecta; Diptera; Culicidae. The transcript has 3 exons. The record is from RefSeq and is a predicted model, not a curated record.
UUAUAAUUUUAUGGAAUAAAACAAAAGUUAGGGUUGCCAUACUAUGAGGGCAGUUCAUCCAUGAGAAAAACUUAAUAAAAUCUGUUUUAAGAUCUUCAAUUCUCUCUUAAUUUGUUAUUCAGAGCUUAGAUUUGAAGGUUCAAUGAUAAAAAUCAUUUAUUUAUUCUAUUCAACCUGUUAUUUUAGGAUGGAGGCAUUUUACAAACAUGAUGGGGGCAUACAAAAACACUUUAUUAUUCCACUAUAUAAUCAUUAUUAAACCACUACAAAAGCUGAAAUAUGUUUAUUAUCUAAAAUUCAUUUGAGUAAGAAACAAAAACCAUCCUAGUUUUUGUUUUAAGCUUCUUUACGUAUAAUAUUUAAAAGUCGAAAUAUUACAUCAAAAUGUAUCAAAACCUUGUAUGAUUUUUAAAUUUUUUUUGAGUUUGUAAAUUCAUAAAAUUCUUUCUUGCCUUAUGUUCUAUGCGUAUCACCCUUAAAAUGCAUUGGUCAGAUAAGCUGUCUAGUCAGCCAUUUCAUCAAACAGCUGUAGGGUCAUUUAACCCGAUAGGCUCAUUUAGGAAACCUUUCCCCUACUCAUACUUGUUUCAUGAGAUUAUUGGUUAUUUAAAGCUUUGAAACGAAAAACGAAAGCAGCCAUCUUGGAUAAAAAAUGGCGUCAAGCAACACAUUUUUUCUUCUUCCAGUUGGACCCUAUCACUGUUUCGACAUCUCGAUCGAGAGCUGCCACUAAAUUUAAUUAUGAUUAUAAAAUCAUGCACUAUGUGCCUUUAUAAAAACAUGAAUUAAAAAGCUUGGAGCAUAUUUCUUAACUUAUGUUUUAUUGCAGUUUUAAAAGAGCAUACAGAACUCUUCCAAAAGUACUUAAACAGUAUAUUAAAUAGAAGAUUUAUUAUCAUUUUCAGAACUACCUUAACAUUAAUGGUUGAAUCUAGAAUCUAAGCAUUUCCUAACAGUUAUAAAACUAGCUGCAUAUAAAAUGUCACAAUAAAACCUUAAUAAACCUUUCAAAUACUAGUUGGUUUAAUCUGUGUUACUUGGAAAGGAACGUGGACGAUGCACACCAUCUCAACUUCUCCACGCCGUUCGUGCUCAGGAAGAAAUAUGUCGCAUAUCACUUCCUGAGAACGAAACGAGACGGUGUGAAAAACGGCUAUUGAAACCAAGUUUUUCAUCAAUCGGGUAAGUUUAGUGAAGAAUUCAGUGUACUCCAAUGUUCAAGAGACUAAUAAUUAAUCAUUAAAAUUACAACCUCGAAAUGUGAUAAUUUGAUAAUAUUCUUCAUAAUAUGAAGUUUUUCAAAUAGCGUAUUAUAUAACGUUUCAAAUAAACCAGAUCUAUGGCUUAAGUCGUAAUUUUUCCACAGAAGGACUUUCGUAAAAAAAUCACGACCUCUCCCAAUGGAAAUGAUAACCGCAACUCAUUAACUCUAUCAUGAUUUUUCUUUCUUUUAUUUUCAUUCCUUCCUCACGUACAACCAAUCGCUCACGGGAUUAAACACGCCCAGGGCACGUGAAUGGCGUAAACGUGAUAGGGCUCACCCUGCAGGGUCCAUCCGUGCCCGGGUUGGCCGUCUUGAAACCACCCGCCAUCACCGGAGCCGUCUCAAUGCAGCAAGGUGACUUUAUCAAUGUGCCGCAGCUGAACUCCCUCCAGCCCCGGCAGCCGACGACCGGAAAUGUGGAUUUAUUGCUCCCAUUACAGCCAAAGCUGCUGGUUCCGCUUGUGGAACGUCGAGAUUCGAACCGACUGCCGAUGCCCCCAAUCGUGGGCGGAAUUGGGGCCACUGCAACGAUGAUGGCAUCGACGGCCACCUCCACGGCAACCCUUAUGACGACGACAACCGGAAAUGGAAUCGGCUGCGGCUCCUCAUCAAACGGAACCGGAUGUGGCGCGGUCAAUUGUACCGGUGGCAGUGGUGGAUCAGUUGCGCCAGUUGCUACCACGAAUGUUGGGACAGCUGGAGCUGGACUUCUGGCAGGGGAGAUUCCGUUGGAACCAAAAGUUACACUGCAUAAUGACUCCUGUUCCCAGUCAUCUAAUGAUAUCGAUGAGGUGGACUCUAUGGAUGGGGAAGAAGUUUAACGAUUUUAAAGGGAUCGAGUGCAGGGCAGUCGAUCUCGAUAGAAAGUUUUUUGGGUUUGAAAUGAAUUCUACUGAUUUGAAUUUUUGAACAAGCACAAACCCUGCAGUCUAGAAAGCUUUGUUUUGAUUCGAAACUCAUUAAUAAUUUUUUGGAGAAUUUUUUGAUAACGUUUACAUGAAAAAAUUUGAAUUUUGAGCUUUAAAUGGGAGAAACUUUUAAAACUUCUGUUAACUUGCUCUUAAAUUUCUUUUGUCAGCACAAACUCAAUCAGUGAAAAUUCAUUCCAAUCCUAAAUCCAUUGACCAUUGUAAGAAAGGACAUUCAAUCAACCAGCGAAGAUAACUAAAUCAAUUCCAUAAUACUUUUUGUCAUACAAAACCUAGUUUAAAAGUCAAAUGCUAGAAAAAGUUUCACAGCAUAUGAAGAUGAAGCAGAAAAAAACACCGUAAAAGAAAGUUUAUCUCCAAUCCUCUGUGUGGAUCGAAGAAAGUCGGGAGCUAGAGUUUUUUGUACUUCCUCCAAGCCAAAGUAAAAUUAAUCGAAUCGAAAACUUAGUGUCAAAGCAGAUGAAGAAAAAAAUAACGUAACGAAGCCGGAAAACAUUGAUGCCAUUUUUUGUUGUUACUCAACACAGUACAUUUAAGCUUCUAUGAGAGCCCAACCGGAGUGAAUCACAACAAAGGAAAACGAAAAGUAGAAAAACAUAGGCCAAAAAAGCACAAGUGAUGAUGGAAAAUAUGCUUUAAUCAUGAACUACGAUGGAAGGAAAAACAUAGCAAAAAAUACGAAAAUAUAGAUUGAAAAAAGUCAGAGCUCGAUACAAUCGAGGAAGAUGAUCGAAAAGUUCAGACAAGCUGAGCAGACAGGGGAAAAGUUUCCCGAUAUUUUUUUGUUUGCUAGAUACUUAGCUGAGAGCAAAACGAAACAAAAAGUAAAUCUAAACGUAUAUUAAUAUAUAGACAAACUUAUUAUUACUGACAGAAUAAAAAAAAAGGUGGAAAUAAGUGAACUUACCCGUGGCAGCCACGGGGAAAUAUUUUAAAACUGAUUUCAAAUCUCUACACCGUUUAAGAGAAUCAAAUGAUGUUAAUCGAUAUGAGGUGGAGAUGUGCAUUCAGAUAUGUUUAUGUGUACGUAGUUAUGAAUCAUAAUGGAAACAAAUUUUAUAAUCGAGACAACAACAAAAAACCAAGAAAACAAAUAGGUACAACAGA